UGAGAGUUUCAUUGUAUCAAAGUGAGUGUGUGAGAGUGUUUCUUUUCUCCAUUGUAUCCAAUUUUCGUCAACAAUCAAAGACUCUAUUCACAAUGGAAGGAGAGACUAUCAAGAUUAUGAACCAAGACCUUGUGAGGUUGGAUCGUUUUGAUGGUUCCAACUUCACUAGGUGGCAAGACAAGGUGAGAUUCCUUCUCACAGCACUCAAGAUUUUCUACAUCCUUGAUCCUACCUUGGCACCGUUACCGGAACCAAAGGAAAAUGACACACCUCAAGUGGUGGCGGCAAGGAAGAAGAGGGAGGAGGAUGAGCUCAUAUGUAGGGGUCAUAUUUUGAACGCCUUAUCCGAUAGGCUAUAUGAUCUCUACACCAACACCAAUUCCGCGAGGGAGAUUUGGGAGGCUCUUGAAAACAAGUACAAAGCCGAGGAAGAAGGUAACAAGGAUGCUGGAAGAAUUUCACCUAUGUGAACUUAGGGGUGGUGCCGCCUCUCAUGAGAGUUAGAGUUUCUUUCAAGAAAGUUCAUGAAUGGAUUGAGCACAUGGCCAUAAAAGUGCUAAGCAAGAAAAUAAUGGGCACUCGUGUGGUUAGUGGAAGUGUGUGUGUUGUUACCGGUUUCGUUACAAGGAAUAACUGGUUCAAUGCUACAAGCAACCUGGGAUUUCAACGGAGCUUUGUGACAAUUACACUAAGGUAAAAUUCAAAUCGAAAGAUAUUUUAUUUUAUGCAUUUUCACUGUUAAGGUUAUAAGGGUUGAUGUUUAUUUUUAACCAAG
Molecule: messenger RNA, 775 nt
Organism: Vitis riparia (riverbank grape)
Lineage: Eukaryota; Viridiplantae; Streptophyta; Magnoliopsida; Vitales; Vitaceae
Exons: 2
Coding region: 93-470 (125 amino acids)
Source: RefSeq, a predicted model, not a curated record